CCUCUACUCAUAUACCUGGCAAUGCAUGCAGUUACAUACUUCUCAGCAAAGGGGAAACUCAAACUGAGGUAUCAGACUCCAGAGACUAGCUAAUCCUCGAAUGAACAUGGUGGAGACCGAAGCUGCUGUUUGUUUACUUGUUUUGGUCUUUGCUUUGUGGAAAGCAGGACAAAGAAUCCACGAUGAGGAUCUAGAGGCUCAGCGACGCUUACGCCGAAAGCUCAUGUUGGCUGCACAGCGCAAGCGAGCCGUCCGGCGACGAGCAAGUCGGUUGCAGCGAGAGCAAAAACGCCAACAGUAUAUGCAAAUGAUGCAUCACUACUAUUUUGAUAUAAUGCAGACAUCCAAGGUAUGGGCCUACCCCCGAACAAGUGACUGGUGGGAAAUCACCGCGCAAAGAUUCACUGAUGAGCAGUGGCUGGAGGAUUUCAGAGUUUCCAGAGAAACCUUCAAGUCCAUUUGUACAACAGUGAAGCCUGCACUAGAGCGACGAGACACGGCAUUUCGAUUAUGCAUUCCUUUGGAGAAAAGAGUAGCCAUUGCAUUGUACAAACUUGCAUCCACUAGCGAGUACAGGACAGUGGGCAACCUGUUUGCCGUUAGUCUGACGUCUGUUUGUCGCUGUUUGCAUGAAUUUUGUAAGGCUGUGAUAACAUUACUUCGGCCUAAAUUAAUCCAAACACCCAACCAGGCCAAACUUGCUGAGAUGGCAGAUUAUUUUGAGGAGAGAUUCGGAAUUCCACAGUGUGUGGGUGCUAUAGAUGGUUCUCACAUCCCUAUUUUGAAACCUCCUCAAUACCAAUCAGAUUUACACAACAGAAAAGGCUGGCACUCCAUCAUUCUACAAGCGGUUGUGGAUGGUAAAGGGAUGUUCUGGGACAUAAACAUUGGACAGCCAGGGAGGGAUCUCAACGUCCGUGACUUUAGAAAGUCACGCCUUUGGGCUUGGGCCACUACCAGUAAUGCAUUCUCUGGCAGGGUUAGAAACAUAUGCGGAACUAAUGUAGGAUACUUUAUUCUUGGUGACUCUGCUUACCCAUUGCAGAACUGGUUGUUGAAACCAUAUCCUGACACUGGCAGACUUACAGAGGGUCAAGAACAGUACAACAUAAGGACAAGUCGAGCCCAUUGUGUGGUUGUACAUGCUUUUGGGAGGUUGAAAGGCAGGUGGAAGUGUCUCAGUAAAAGGAAUGACUGCAGUGUAAAUGUUGUUGUUGAUAUGGUGGAGACAUGCUGUACACUGCACAACCUUUGUGAAUUAAACAUGGAGAGAUUUGUGCCAGAGUGGGGUGGUGGCGAAGAUACUGUACGACCACCAUGUAACAUUGAUAAUGAGAGGUCAGAUGUAAGAAGUGCUCUGCAACAGUUGUUCAUGCAGCAGCAGUAAUUUUAUAUGGCUUUAUUGUGAUAAUUUGAUUUCUACAAAUAUGUUUUUUAUGUACACUCAGUUUGUUACUUUCACAGUGUUGUAUUCUUUUACCUACUUCGUAUGACAUUACACUAUAUCGGACUAUCUACAGAGUAAGUAUAUACAAAUGGUGACUUUCAUAACUGCCCAAAAGCCUAUAUUUUGAUAUCAGAGUAGGACCUUAUUUACAUCAUAAAAAAUUCACAUAAGUGGACAUUGCAGAAAACAAAAGGUGCUCAUCAGACAACCAUUUAGCGAAUGCGCCCCUCAAAAAGCUAUAAUUUUCAACACAGUAGAGUGCUUGCAACAAAUUGUUUUCAAAUAAAUGAUUGUUACUUUCACACGUGACCUUUUACCUGCUUAGUAGGACAUCAAACUAUCUAAAAAAGCUACAUUUGACAUCAAUUAUUAUUAUUAAUUUGAUUCUUUUUAAUUGCACAUAGAUGAGUGUAAAUGUGUGCAUGUAUAUUUUUAUAUUACCAGUGCUUUGGCAAUGUAAAUCUUUUUUUUACCAUUCUAAUAAAGC
Messenger RNA from Xyrauchen texanus (razorback sucker), 1934 nucleotides. RefSeq lists its product as uncharacterized. The transcript has 2 exons. Lineage: Eukaryota; Metazoa; Chordata; Actinopteri; Cypriniformes; Catostomidae. The coding region runs from base 101 to 1387 and encodes 428 amino acids. The record is from RefSeq and is a predicted model, not a curated record.